Molecule: messenger RNA, 1731 nt
Organism: Ciona intestinalis (vase tunicate)
Lineage: Eukaryota; Metazoa; Chordata; Ascidiacea; Phlebobranchia; Cionidae
Source: RefSeq, a predicted model, not a curated record
CCGAUUACUGAUAACAUCAUAACUCCAUGUGCGACGUACGUGAUUCGAAUCAUGCCACGUGAGUAUCGAGUUUGCAGUAUGACGUAUCUAUUUGCUAAUCGGCGAUAAACUUUGUACUUUGAGUUUGUCUCGCUGCAAUUCGUGUAAACGAAACUGCUGCAACUGUUUCCUGUGUUGUAAGUUAAUAGGACGAAAUGUCAUUGUAUUUUGGCGAUAAAUAGCAGAACUAGCAUGUAAGGGCCAACAAAGUGUUAAAUGGUAUAGGCAUGCACUAUAGCACCACCCAGCGACUAUCACUAAACGACUGUGUGCAGUUGUGUAAAGGUUUAGUGCUGGUUAAUGAAAAAUGGGAAUCAAUCUUGGGCAAGUUUUUCCAAACUUUGACUGCAAAACAACUGAAGGGGAUUUAAACUUUCACGAAUACAUAAAAGACUCAUGGGCUGUUUUGUUUUCACAUCCGGCCGACUAUACUCCUGUGUGUAGUACGGAGCUUGGUGCGGCUGCAUUGCAGCAUUGUGAGUUUCAAAAGCGUGGAGUCAAAAUGCUGGAAGUUUCGGUGGAUUCUGUAGAAUCACAUAAGGGAUGGGUGAAGGAUAUUCAAGUUCUGUACUCAAUGUCAGAGAAGCGUUUUCCUUUUCCGCUUGCUUCAGUAUCUCGUCAGUUGCUUAGUGACUUGGGCAUGUUAGAUCCUGAUGAAGUUGAUAGCACAGGUCUUCCCUUAACCGCUCGUUGUGUGUUUGUAAUAGGCCCCGACAAGAAGCUGAAGUUAUCAAUAUUAUAUCCCGCCACAACAGGAAGAAAUUUUCAUGAGAUUCUUCGAGUGAUUGAUUCUUUACAGUUAACUGCAAACAGUAAAGUAGCUACUCCAGCUAACUGGAAGAAAGGUGAAAAAUGCAGGGUGAUCCCGUCGUUAAGUGAUGAAGAAGCGGUUAAACUUUUUCCGAAAGGAUUCGAAGUGACAGAAGUUCCGUCUAAAAAAUCUUACAUUCGUUUGACACCUGACCCUUCAAUUUAGUUUAGACAAGAUGAAUAUUAACGCGGUUUAAAUCUUGUACACAUAAAAACAAUAAUUUGGCAAUGAUAUAGGGCCACAUAGGUCAAUUUUUUUGCCUAUAUAAACGCAGAAACGAUGUUAUUAAUUUCGACCGUUGACUAUUUAAAUUUAUCAGAAUCGCCUUAUAAGGACAGCAUUUUUGUGCGGUUUACAAAAUUACAAAUAAUGCAGUUAGAUCGACGGCAACUGUUUUUUUUGGCGAAUAUUUUCGCUUUCGUUACAAUGCAAUUUGUACUCUAUGCACAUUACAAUUACUAUUAAAUUAAAGGACUAAUUAAUUUAUUGCAUUUUUCAGAUAUUGAAUUAACAUUUUUUUAAUCUGUAUUUCGAAUAUUUCGAGUAAAACAGUAGAAUGGGAAUCAAUCUCGGUGAUGUUUUUCCGAAUUUUAAAUGUUCGACUACGGAAGGGGAGAUGGAUUUUUACAACUACAUUGAAGGCUCAUGGGCAAUUCUUUUCUCACACCCAGCAGACUACACGCCUGUAUGCACAACAGAACUUGGGCAUGCAGCAUCAAAUUAUCACGAGUUUGAGAAGCGAGGUGUGAAGCUGAUGGGUCUAUCUGUUGAUCCUGUAGAUUCUCAUAACGGUUGGAUUAAGGACAUUCAAGCCAUUUGUACAAUGCCCACGGCUGGAAAAUUUCCGUUUCCCCUGGCAGCUGGAAGCCGCAAAUUGGUCA